AUGAGAGCGCUCGAGGUGGUGGUCGUGCUAGCCAUGGCGGCCAUGGCCAUCGGCACCGUGCACGCUGCACAGUGCGGCUCCCAGGCUGGCGGGGCGACCUGCCCCAACUGCCUCUGCUGCAGCCGCUAUGGCUGGUGCGGCUCCACCUCGGAAUACUGCGGUGACGGCUGCCAGAGCCAGUGCUCUGGCUGCGGCGGCGGUGCCACGCCCGUCACACCCAAUCCCAUUGGCGGUGGCGUGUCCUCCAUUAUCUCCCGCUCCCUCUUCAACCAAAUGCUACUCCACCGUAAUGACCCAGGAUGCCAUGCCAGGGGCUUCUAUACCUAUGACGCCUUCGUCACAGCCGCCGCCGCCUUUCCUGGCUUCGGCACCACAGGCGACACCGCCACCCGAAAGCGCGAGGUGGCCGCCUUCCUAGCGCAAACCUCUCAUGAGACCACUGGCGAGUGGGCCACAGCCCCGAACGGGCCCUAUGCAUGGGGCUACUGCUUCAAGCAGGAGCAGAACCCCACCUCGAACUACUGCACCCCAAGCACGCAGUGGCCAUGUGCGCCCGGAAAGAGCUAUUAUGGCCGUGGGCCCAUCCAACUAUCUCACAACUACAACUACGGGCAAGCAGGCCGGGCCAUCGGGGCCGACCUAUUGGGCAACCCAAACUUGGUGGCCACAAACCCGACCGUGUCAUUCAAAACUGCCAUCUGGUUUUGGAUGAUGGCGCAACUGCCCAAGCCCUCGAGCCAUGCAGUGAUCACGGGACAAUGGAAACCUUCGGCGACAGACCGGGCCGCGGGGCGGGUGCCUGGGUUUGGCGUGAUCACCAACAUUGUCAACGGCGGGAUUGAGUGCGGCCACGGGUAUGAUAAUCGUGUUGCUGACCGAAUUGGGUUCUACAAACGCUACUGCAACAUCUUCGGUAUCGGCUAUGGUGGCAACCUCGACUGCUACAAGCAGAGCCCCUUCGCUUAA
Molecule: messenger RNA, 966 nt
Organism: Aegilops tauschii subsp. strangulata
Lineage: Eukaryota; Viridiplantae; Streptophyta; Magnoliopsida; Poales; Poaceae
Product: 26 kDa endochitinase 1-like
Biological process (GO): defense response to fungus; chitin catabolic process; cell wall macromolecule catabolic process
Molecular function (GO): chitin binding; chitinase activity
Source: RefSeq, a predicted model, not a curated record